This is a messenger RNA of Rhinopithecus roxellana (golden snub-nosed monkey), 1830 nucleotides long. It is a transcript of the gene UBQLNL, whose product is annotated as ubiquilin like. NCBI's taxonomy places the organism in Eukaryota, Metazoa, Chordata, Mammalia, Primates, Cercopithecidae. Gene Ontology annotation, molecular function: polyubiquitin modification-dependent protein binding. Gene Ontology annotation, cellular component: cytosol. The record is from RefSeq and is a predicted model, not a curated record. Gene Ontology annotation, biological process: ubiquitin-dependent protein catabolic process.
AUGUCGCAUGCCAUCUCUCAAACAUCCAGGAUGUCCCAGAGUGGAUGUCCUUCAGGUCUUUCGGCAGACAAAAAUAUCUCUUCAAGUGCCACUCAAGUGAUAGUGAAGACUGCAGGCAACAAGAAAGACUUUAUGGUAGCUGAUGACAUCUUGGUGAGGCAGUUCACGGAGAUGCUAUUGGCUCACUUCCAAUGCCAAAUGGACCAACUAGUGCUGGUCUUCAUGGGCCGCCUUCUCAAAGACCAUGAUACACUGAGCCAGAGGGGCAUCAUGGAUGGCCACACCAUCUACCUGGUCAUCAAGUCCAAGCAUGGCUCCAGAUCUCUAGCCCAUUCCUUCCAGGAUCUGCCAACGAAUGAUCCCUGCCACUGGGACAGAAACACUGAAGGAAACAGCAGCGGGGUGCACCAACCAACUGGUAUGAAUCAAGCUCCAGUAGAAUUGGCCCACUUUGUGGGGCCUGAUGCACCCAAAGUGCAUACCCAGAACUUGGAAGUGAGCCAUCCAGAGCACAAAGCACAGAUGCUGGAGAAUCCUAGCAUCCAGCGGCUUCUGUCCAACAUGGAGUUCAUGCGACAGUUCAUCUCAGAACAUUUAGACACUCAACAAUUGAUGCAGCAGAACCCAGAAGUUUCCCACCUUCUUGACAAUUCUGAGAUCCUAUGGCAGACUCUGGAGCUGGCUAGGAACCUUGCUAUGAUCCAAGAGAUAAUGCAGAUCCAGCAACCUUCACAAAACCUUGAGUAUCCACUGAACCCACAGCCGUAUCUGGGCUUAGAGACAAUGCCAGGUGGGAAUAAUGCCCUGGGUCAGAACUGUGCUGACAUUAAUGAUCAAAUGCUGAACAGUAUGCAAGAUCAUUUUGGAGGAAACCCUUUCACAGGUCUCCUGGCCAGACAAGUCCAGUCUUCACCUCCACCUUCACCACCAUCCCAGGAACGACAAGACCCUCCACAGCAUCCUGCAACCCGAGUCAUCUAUAAUAGCUCUGGUGGUUUAUCUUCAAACACCUCACCCAGUGACACCCCUAACAAGGUCAACCACACUUCCAAGGCCAACACUGCUAUGAUCUCCACCAAGGGCCAGAGCCAUGUCUGUGCCACUCGGCAGCCAGCUGGGAUACCAGCCUUACCUAGCAUAGAGCUUACCCAGCAGCUUCAAGAAGAAUACAAGGAUGCCACUGUUUCUCUAAGUAGCUCCAGACAGAUAUUAGAGGGUGAUCUCCAGCUGUCAGAUGAACAGACCAGCUCCCAGAUCACAGGAGGCAUGAUGCAGUCGCUUAUGAACACCCCCUGCCUGGCAGCUCAGAUUAUGUUGUUCAUGAGUAUGCCUCAGCUGAGUGAACAGUGGAGGCAGCAGCUGCCCACAUUCCUGCAGCCAACACAGAUUUCUGAUCUGCUUAUUGCUUUAGCCAACCCUAAAGUAUUCCAAGCAAUAUUGCAGAUUGAGCAGGGCCUCCAGCUGCUGGCCACAGAGGCUCCUGUUCUUCUGCCUUGGGUUGCACCUUACCUAUGGGGCCUGGGUUGGCUUUCUGUCCCCAGCUGCAGCUAUCCUGACACAGUGCCCUGUUCCUGGAAUGUUUCAGAUAUACCUGAGCCUAAGGGACCUUAGUGCUGCUACAAACCUGGAACAGUCCUGCAGAGGCUACAAUCCCCAGAUGGGGACCCUUCCCACCCUCAGCAAGCUCCUGAGAUUCAUUUUAGCAAACAGAUGGAAUCUCUCCAGGCCCUGGAAGCUGGGAACCACCAUGCCAAUCUACAGGCACUCAUUGCUACUGAAGGGAACACCAAUGCUGCUACCCGCAAGCUCAAGGGAUCCCAGAGAUUCUAA